Molecule: messenger RNA, 1830 nt
Organism: Aspergillus affinis
Lineage: Eukaryota; Fungi; Ascomycota; Eurotiomycetes; Eurotiales; Aspergillaceae
Product: MFS transporter
Exons: 4
Coding region: 1-1830 (609 amino acids)
Biological process (GO): transmembrane transport
Molecular function (GO): transmembrane transporter activity
Source: RefSeq, a predicted model, not a curated record
AUGGAGUCCGAGGCGUCGUCCGUCGAACCGGGGCAGCUGUUUGUACAGCAACGCCGGGAUUUGACGUCGGUGUCAAUGAACGAUGUCAUGCCUGCUUCUCAACUGCAUAAUCUGAUUCAGCCAGGCAUCUUUGAACAGUCAUGGCCCGUCGGGGCCGUCAACGGCACGGCCCCGAAGGAUGGUUGCAUCCGAUUGGACGAUGUGUCGGUCCUUCCGGGCCGAAGCGCAAACACACCCGGCGAUUGGCUGGAUGAUAUGCCCAGCGAGCUGUUUUGGAAAAACACUCUUCAUCUCAAUCUACGUGAUACAUUUUCCAAGAUGAAAGAAAGGAGAUCAAGCGUCUCCGACAGGGGGUUGUUCCAUGAGAAGAAAGAUCUCGAAGCAGCCAAACCGACAACUCCACCUGAGCCAUCUCUCGACGCCGAAGCAAACAGAGACUUGGAUCUCGUAACAUGGAGCGGACCAAAUGAUCCUGAAAACCCCAAGAACUGGCCCAACGGUUUGAAGUGGAAAGUUACCUGCGCUGUUUCCCUUUUCGUCUUCAUCUCACCAGUCUCCUCAUCCAUAAUUGCUCCCGCCCUGCAAGACCUUGGCAAGUCCUUGAGGAUGCACUCUGAUUUUGAGACAUACCUAUCCAUGGCCAUCUUCAUCCUCGCCUACGCCAUUGGCCCCAUCUUCUUUGGUCCAGCUUCGGAGCUCUACGGCCGCGUGCGCCUGCUUCAGGUCAGCAACGUAUGGUAUCUAUCCUGGAAUCUGGGGUGUGGCUUCGCCCAGACAAAGUCCCAGCUUUUGGCUUUCCGUUUUCUUGCGGGUAUUGGUGGCAGUGCGCCGCUUGCAAUUGGAGGAGGUGCCAUUAGCGACAUGUGGAGCGCCGAAGAACGCGGCAAGGCCAUGGGCGUCUACACUCUUGGGCCGCUUCUCGGACCUGUCAUUGGACCCAUUGCGGGUGGCUUUAUUGCCCAGUACUCGACAUGGCGCUGGGUCUUCUGGGCUACCUCUGCCGCCGCCGUUGUAGUCCAAGUCGCCGGGUUCAUCUGGCUGCGUGAAUGUCACCCGGCCACGCUCCUACGCAAGCGACGCGACUUUCUCAUCCAGCAGACGGGCAACAGCAAUCUGCACACUAAUGAGCAGAUAGAGACGCUUUUCUGCAGGCUUCUACAUGCCUUCGAGCGGCCAGUCCUUCUGUUUACAACGCAACCUAUCGUCUUCUGUAUGGCCAUCUAUAUGGCCUACCUCUUUGGCACAACGUACCUCAUGUUUGCAACGUUCCCUGAAAUCUGGACAAAGGUCUAUAAUGAGAGCCCCAGUAUCGGUGGACUCAACUACCUCUCCAUUGCUAUUGGGUCAUUUAUUGGUCUCUUCUUUAAUCUUAAGCUAGUCGAUCGAAUCUACAAAACCCUCAAAGCGCGAAAUAACGACAUCGGUAAGCCCGAGUACCGCAUGCCGUCAAUAGCGGUGGGCUCCAUAAUUAGCACUAUCGGUCUCUUCUGGUACGGCUGGAGUAUCGGGAAUACGCACUGGAUUAUGCCUGAUAUCGGUGCUCUGAUCUAUACCGCUGGCACGAUUUCCUGCCUCCAGGGCAUGCAGACGUAUAUUGUCGACAGCUACCAAACCUACGCGGCCAGUGCCAUGGCGGCUAGCGCGAUCCUACGCAGUUUAUGUGGUUUCGGGUUCCCUCUCUUCGCCCCGUACAUGUAUACAUCUCUCGGAUAUGGAUGGGGCACGAGCGUGCUGGCCUUUAUCACCAUGGGUUUUGGGUGGUCGGCACCUUUUUUAUUCUGGUUCUUUGGACCUAAGCUUCGUGCAAUUUCCAGGUACGCCGCUGGCUAA